AUGUCUACCAACGCUCUCAUUCCCAUGAAGCUCGGUGACGGUGAACCUAUCAUCCCAUAUACUCUACUAGAGAAGCAGGUCAAUGAGAAAGGAGAGAUCCUCGUAGGUAGCAGCGGUGUCUUGUUCACCACUCGCGCGCAUGAAGCUGCCAUGAUAGUCAAGCACCAUCUUUAUGAACGGCGCCCGCCGUGCAGUAAACUCGAUUCUCGAUUCGUACCUGGUCACACGGAAGGUGGACAAGUGUACACUCCCCCGCUCGUAUACUUCGGCUUCCCCUUGACCUUUUAUUUGUAUCCCGACGAACCCGAACCAGAAGACACCGAGUCCGAGGGGCGCAACUCUCUAUUUCGAUCAUUACUGGUGCGCUACCUGAAGGGCCAUUGCAGACAACCUUUUCUCAGGGUUGAACGAUGCAUCGGGUCAACUAUGGAGGAAUGCUGGAUCUUUACGCUCUACGCAAACACCGAUCUGGUUGAAGGAUUCUCCCAAGCCAGCCAGGAAGAACUGGAUGUCAUCGCCGCAGUGCUUCGCGAUGAGCAAGGUCGUGUUCCUCAACUCAAGUGGUGUUGGGAUUACUUCGAAAGCGGAUAUGAUUACUCGGCGCCGUCGGACGACUAUAAUCUUUGGCCUGUUCGAGACAACAAGCUCUGGCGUCGCGACGGUGCCUUCAAUCGCAAGCGCAAGACUAGUGCUGGCUCUAGUGAGUCAAAUGUGACCGGGAAAGAGUGGUCGGCGCAGUCUCUCGAGGCUCUGGAUAGCCUCUGCAGCUCAGUUGCAUGA
Molecule: messenger RNA, 780 nt
Organism: Peniophora sp. CBMAI 1063
Lineage: Eukaryota; Fungi; Basidiomycota; Agaricomycetes; Russulales; Peniophoraceae
Source: the annotation of a GenBank genome assembly